AUGUGGAAAAUCCGAUUUGUCGCUGAUCCACCAUGGUAUGCAAUGAAGUGUCUUGACAAAAAACGAAUCAAGCUGAAAUCUGGCGAAUCAAUGGCCCUUAACGAGCGAACUAUUCUUUCCAGAGUUAGCUCCGGGGACGCCUCACCGUUCAUAGUGUGCAUGACCUACGCAUUCCAAACACCCGAAAAACUUUGCUUCAUCUUAGAUUUGAUGAAUGGUGGUGAUCUGAAUUACCAUCUCAGUCAACGAGGCACCUUCAACGAAGAGGAUGUGAAAUUUUACGUUGCUGAGAUAAUUCUGGGGCUGCAGCAUAUGCACGAGAGAAACAUUGUGUAUCGUGACUUAAAGCCCGCUAACAUCCUGUUGGACGAGAGUGGUCACGUGAGGAUAAGUGAUCUUGGGCUGGCCUGUGACGUGUCAGAGAGUUGGCCGACGGCUGCGGUGGGCACACAGGGCUACAUGGCACCGGAGGUAUUACAGAAAGGCGUCCCCUACGCCUUCUCCGCCGAUUGGUACUCCCUUGGCUGCACUGUCUACAAACUUCUCGUGGGCUCGUCUCCCUUUCGUCAACACAGCAGCAAAAGACGCUACUGCGAGGCCCCAAUCGGCAGACAGAAGUUCCUAGCCUUUUACAAUCCGGAAGGGUAUCGUGUCUUCGAACCACGGCAGCAACUUGAAUUUGUUACAAACUAG
This is a messenger RNA of Echinococcus granulosus, 693 nucleotides long. RefSeq names its product G protein-coupled receptor kinase. Gene Ontology annotation, molecular function: G protein-coupled receptor binding; G protein-coupled receptor kinase activity; ATP binding. The transcript has 5 exons. The record is from RefSeq and is a predicted model, not a curated record. NCBI's taxonomy places the organism in Eukaryota, Metazoa, Platyhelminthes, Cestoda, Cyclophyllidea, Taeniidae. Gene Ontology annotation, biological process: protein phosphorylation; regulation of signal transduction; G protein-coupled receptor signaling pathway. Bases 1 to 693 code for a protein of 230 amino acids.